Oncorhynchus nerka (sockeye salmon) is the source of this 2410-nucleotide messenger RNA. RefSeq names its product CD302 antigen-like. The record is from RefSeq and is a predicted model, not a curated record. The transcript has 6 exons. The coding region runs from base 310 to 1029 and encodes 239 amino acids. NCBI's taxonomy places the organism in Eukaryota, Metazoa, Chordata, Actinopteri, Salmoniformes, Salmonidae.
CUGCAUCAUUCGUGGGGGACGGCAUGUUUUUGUUGCCUUGCUUUUUGUUUAGUUUUCUAUGUUGUUUCCGGAAGUUAGAGGGUGUUAAAAGUUUUGGGAUUUCCACCUUUUGUUUUCUGAGUACAGUAGUGGGCGGCAACAGAGAUACUUUUGAGGAGAUAGGAAACUCCUUGGAAUCAUAUUUACGUCCGCUGUGUACGUUUCCCGUUCGUAAUAUCUCUGGCGGCAACACAACUUUUCAGGAAGUAGUCCGUCCUAAUACCACACCGAAGAAGAACAUUUUGGAGCCAUGAUUUGGAGCUUGCGAACAUGGAGUCACUGAAGGAAUGUCGUCUUUGCCCCAUAUAUUUAUGCAAUUUCCUUUUUGUUGUUGCUUGUUGGCAAUCUACUCUAGCUGGUGACUGUCCUGCAGAUGGGCGCACCUGGGUGCCUUUCAGACAAAGAUGCUACCACUUCGUCCAUGGAGAAGAAGACGUGGCAAAAAGCUAUACGAUUGACGCUGCGAAAAACCUCUGCUCGGGAUAUGAACUGUUGAGUGUCCAAAGUGCAGAGGAGAAUAAUUUCAUCACCAAGUACAGUCCGCAGGUGUGGAAAGGCAACAUACACGUGUGGUUGGGCAUGUAUUAUGACAGUGAUGAUGAUGACUUUAAGUGGCAAGAUGAAACUGGUCUGAGCUUUAAUAACUGGGGGAAUAACUCCAGUGAGUCUGAAUUGAUUCCCAUGGACACCUGUGUGGCCAUGCACAGCAGCACAGGGGAGUGGAUGAAAGUCAGCUGUGUCGAAAACCCAGAGAAUGGCGUGGUCUGUGAAACUGCUGAAAAGAAGGACAGCAAACUUGCUCCCAGUCCACUGCUUUCAGCUCUGGUAAUUCUCAGUGUGAUCGGAAUCAUGGGGAUCUCUGCAGUCUUUUGGUUCCUGCACCAGAAGCACCAACACGGUACCGUCCUCACGUCAUUCGAGUACCACCCCCCGUUCAGGUCUCCCACCUCUGACGAGGCCUGCCUAGUGGAGACUGAUGACAUGGCUUAGUGGGAAGUCCUCUUAGAUUAUGCUGUGUGCAGUCACUCUUGGAGGAGAGGACUCUGAGAGAAAAAGAUGACCUUAAUUGAGGCAGGUUCCAUUGUCCAGGAGAGAUGAUUUGACAGCUAAAAUAACAUGCCACGUGUCAUUCCAUCGCAGUACCUUUUACCACCAACUAGAGCCACCGUCUGGUCCUUUACACCAUUGCCUGGGCUCCUUUAUGGAUAUUGGGUCCGGCUGCUUAGGUCCUUUACACCAUUGACUGUCUGAAUGGGCUCUCUUAUGGAUAUUGGGUCCGGCUGCUUAGGUCCUUUACACCAUUGACUGUCUGAAUGGGCUCUCUUAUGGAUAUUGGGUCAGUCUGCUUUUUUGAAGAUGUAUUAUUUUAAUUAUGGAUGUUUGUGUUUGCCGAACAGGAUCCUAAUGAAAGUGUGUUUUCAGAAAACUUUCCUUCAGAAAAUCUGGUUUCAUAGUUCAGGGUGCCCUAAAGUCCAUUACUGUGAAUGUAGACUAUCAUUUGCUUGCAGUUAGAAUUAAUUCAAUAUUGAAUUGUGAGAAUCGCUGUUUUCAAUCUUCAAAGACAUUCGGUCUCCUGUUGUUUUUUGUUGUCUGCAUCUGCAUACAAUUUGUGAUCUUUGUACCGCAUGGCGAGUCCGAUUUGAAAAGUUAUCAUUAUCUUAUCAUUAACAUCUUCAUGUUCUAUUGCCCUUGUAAGUGUUCAUACUUUUCAAUGAUUUUAUCUCUUCCCCUAGUGUCCAGGCUUCAAAUGUCUUAGUGUUCGAUUUAAGAGAUAAAUACAAGUAAUUGAAAUUACAGAGGGAUAAUCCAUCAUUUAUAUCUCAAACAAACAGAUUAAGGCUUGUCAAAGAGCCAGAUUCAACCAGUGUGCAUUUUCUCAACAAAAAAAGGGGGAUCUCUGUGUCCCAUUGUUUGCAUGCUGCUGUAACUUAGUUCAAAGCAUUCUUUGUGGCGAUUGUCAAUGUACUGACAAGCUUUUACAGAUUACAUUUAUAAUAGAUAUUAUUUUUUUGUGCAUUAGUCUGUAGUGACAUGCAUGAUGGGAGAAAACAACAUUUUAGUGAGGAUCGUUUGACCUGAACCAUCUCCUUGUUCCGACUUCCUAAAUAAUCAUAAAAAUUUUUACAAAGCUAUUAAUCCAAAUUCUAAUGGACUAAUUUUGGUAUGGUCAGUGCCUUUGCUAAUGCAUUAGUGAUCCAGUAUGUUACAGUUUGUGGAGUGGGCCUAAAAUUGUGUAUUGACAGAACUACACCCUCAUAAGGUCUUUUGAAUGUCUGAAAGCUUUUUGCUAAUUACUGUGCAAUAUUCAUUUAAUUUGGCUUUAGCUAAGCCCUAUUUGUUACUCAAAAUAAAGUUUGGAAAUCACCUGUGA